CUCAGCUCUACCCUCAAACAAGUCCCCAUCUAAAGCAACAUCAUGGGCGACUCGAGCGAGGAAGACCACCUGCCCCACUUCGAUAUCUUUACGUACGGCGAGCUCGAUUCGGUCUCCUCUCGCGCAGUCAUCGCCGUCUACUUUGCCGCGCGUCACUAUGGCGACCACGACAUCUCUGAGCUCGUACCUACGGACAUUGGUCCCGUUACUACCGCUGCGGCAGGUUACUGGGCAAUUGCACGCGCCCUAACGCGAGCCCCUGCUGCCGCCAACAUUGUCAUCUAUUCCCAGAUCGAGGCUUGCGUCCAGAAUCUCCUCCUUUGCAUCAAGACGUGCAGCACCUAUCACGACCACUCGCAGAGAAAGCUUGUUGAGCGCAUCUUGAACAAUCUUCGGGCGCGCAAGAAGGCGGGAGGUAGUGUCAAAUUCAAGUUCGUCGAUACAGACUUGACUCCCAGCCAUUCGAACACGAAGCUUGCUAGGCGUCUUGCUUGCCUAGACAUUGCUCGUCAACUGGCUCGGAUCACUCUACGCGAUGCCAUCGAGAAGUCCGAUAAGGCUCAAGAAGAGAACGCCAGCGAUAACCAAGGCGAAGAGGACAAUGAGGACGGAGCCAUUGACCUCUUGAGCUGCGCAAGCACCUCUACCUACACGUGAAGCUGGGCGCCAUCCCAACCAUCAAGCCUCCUCAGCACGACUCGGCGAGCUCCUCACAGCGGUGUGGCUUUCAACCUCGUCUCGUGCUUGCGGCAACUGUACGCGAGCAGGCCCACUCGUGCGUCAACCCCUGUUCUCCAUUCUGCUCUUUUCUCCUCCAGGUCCAUGUCCAAUACAAUCACU
This is a messenger RNA of Jaminaea rosea, 840 nucleotides long. RefSeq lists its product as hypothetical. Gene Ontology annotation, molecular function: nucleic acid binding. The transcript has 3 exons. The record is from RefSeq and is a predicted model, not a curated record. NCBI's taxonomy places the organism in Eukaryota, Fungi, Basidiomycota, Exobasidiomycetes, Microstromatales. Bases 43 to 657 code for a protein of 204 amino acids.